This is a messenger RNA of Phoenix dactylifera (date palm), 2335 nucleotides long. The record is from RefSeq and is a predicted model, not a curated record. Lineage: Eukaryota; Viridiplantae; Streptophyta; Magnoliopsida; Arecales; Arecaceae.
CCCCAACGACGCUCUCUCUAAAACAUUGUCGGAGUCCAAAUGAACCUAGCCCCCACCCCCACAAUGCUUUCUCUACAGCAUCAUCGGAGGCCCCCAAAACCCACCCACAUAAAUCCCACCCUCCCCCUGUCCCGAUCCUAAUCCCUUCCUGAUCCCUAACCCCUCUUGUUCUCUCGCUCGCUUGGCUUGAUUUCUUUUGAUUUCUCCUUAAUUUUUUUUUUGCUAGAUUCGAUCGUAGAGGGCCCUUCCAGAUCCGAAGCACUAACCCUAGGGAGAAUAUUUUUAGGUUCUCCUCCCUGGGGGGAGAUGGAGGAGGCGAUGGAGAUGGCGCGGGUGACGGACACGAAAGAGCGGAUGGAGGGUGGAGCAGCUUCCCCAGCUAUUGGAGGCGUCUACGAAGAGCCUGUUGUCAGCCGAGGUCACGGCCCUCGUCGAUUGUUGCACGGAUCUCCUCAAAGACAACAAUUUUCGGGUCUCCUAGGGCGCACUUCAGGCACUGUCCUUCACUACUGUGCUCUCCGGGGAGCACUUCAAGCUCCAUUUUAAUGGUCUCAUACCCGCCGUCAUCAAGAGGCUUGGUGAUGGGAGGCAGCCCGUCCGGGAUGCUGGCCGACAUCUUCUGAUCAACCUAAUGGAGACCUUCUUGAAUUAAAGGAAGUUGCAUUUCUUUGAUUAUGGGAAGCGUUUCUUGAAAUCUUAGCUUUGCCUGCGUUAAGGGAAGAAGGGGCAUCUCAACAGCCAGACCUUUUUGAAUUAAAGAAGUCGCAUUUCUUUGAUUAUGGAAAGCGUCUCUUGAAAUCUUAGCUUUGCCCGCGUUAAGGGAAGAAGUAGCAUGUCAACAGCCAGGAAGAGAUCCUGUUCUCAGAGACAGCGAUGCUCAGAAGCAAUGCAGUUGCGAAGAAAAUCUUUGCCACAUGAAAAUGCACUGCACCACACGGUUAUUCUUUACCAGGAAAGAAGAAAAUGGCCAUCGGUAUGGUCCUUGCUAUUGCUAUACCUCUAGUAACUGCAUUCGUGCUGAUCUGCAUAAUUUGCAUUUGCAUCUCGAGGAGGAGGAAGCCAUUUGUAAAGUUACCAUUACAUGGGAGUAGCCUGGAGGAAAUCGCAAGUGUCGAGUCCCUAUUACUUGAUAUAUCUACACUACGAUUUGCAACAUCUAACUUUUCUGAAGAGAACAAACUUGGAGAAGGCGGCUUUGGUGCAGUUUACAAGGGACUACUAACUGAUGGACGAGAAAUAGCAGUGAAGAGGUUAUCAGCUAGUUCAUCACAAGGAUUCAGAGAGCUGAGAAAUGAGCUAGUUUUAGUUGCAAAACUCCAGCACAGGAAUCUUGUAAGGCUUCUGGGUGUUUGCUUAGAAGAACAAGAGAAGUUGCUUGUUUAUGAAUAUGUGCCUAACAGAAGCCUGGACACCAUUCUUUUUGGUAUAAUUUCUUCAUCCACUCAAAACCUAAACUGGGGAAAAAGGAACAAGAUCAUUGGUGGGAUUGCUCGAGGCCUACAAUACCUGCACGAAGAAUCUCAAUUAAAAAUUAUACAUCGGGAUUUAAAAGCUAGCAAUAUUUUAUUAGAUGCAGAUUUGAACUCAAAGAUUUCAGACUUUGGUUUGGCUAGGCUUUUUGGUGGAGACCAAACUCAGUGCACCACGAACCAAGUCGUUGGAACAUUUGGGUAUAUGGCACCGGAGUAUGUCAUGCAUGGGCAGUUUUCUAUCAAGUCAGAUGUAUAUAGUUUUGGUAUUCUGGUUUUAGAGAUCGUGGCAGGCAGAAAGAACAGUGAUUUUUCUAAUUCUGAAUAUGUUGAAGAUACAGUGAGCUAUGAGGUCUACAAAACAAGGGAGGCAUGGCACGGUCAGAAAAUUAGUGACAGAAGAGAAAAUGGAGAGGGAGAGAGAGGGUCCAUUGGUGUCUCAAAAAGGGGAUGGGGAGAGUAAAAGGAAGAGGAGGCAACACCGGCCUCUCCAAUUCAUAGAGUAAAAGAAGGAAUUCCGGUCGAGUUUGGAAGGCAGAGCCAAGAUCGCUAGACCCUCCUCAUUUGGUGAACAAAAAUGGAAUGGAGAAAGUUGGAAAGGAAAAUAAGGAGGAAGGGAUCCUCUUUGUUUUCGAGAUGAUUACGUGGUAGCCAUCCAAGCAUGCGCCUCUCCCUACAGUGAAAGCAGGCUUUGCAUUCUUCUCGUCUUAAAUCAUCAUAUGCUAUUAUAUUAACUAGAAGUCCUAUAUAUCGACGAUGACCUCUCCCGGUUUCAGGUUUGUGUCAUUGGAUUGCCUUUAUUCUUUUUAAUUUCUUUUAUUAAUGAACUGAUAGUGUGUUUAGUAUAGAAGAAGAGGUUACAGACA